UAAAUGGCAGACAUUGAACGUUACAUUUCGUAAUUUUUUUUUCUUCUGUCUAAAUUUACCAAUAUCAAGAAUAGCAGUGGUGAUUUGCAGUCUUUGUGUAUUGUAGUAGGGUAGGCCUAAACAAAGAGAAAAUGAGAAGAAAUCAUAAAAGACUCCCUUCAGCAAGAAGAUAUAACAGUGCUAUUCCAGAAAAUAUCGAGUCAGCUUUAAAUGGGGUUAAAAACUUACAUUGUCAAUCAUUGCAGCUGCUAAGAAAUAGAACAUUAAGUAAUAGGUUUCACAACAGGCAUGAAAAAAGCUUACCAAGCCCACUGUAUUUUCUUAUGAAGAGGAGAUAGCUUUGAUGCAUAAUGCUGUUGUCGUUAGUGAAUGGGGUUUCCGUUUUGACAGCCUUGAUUUACGACAUCUUGCUAAGUCUUAUUUAGAUAUGCAGGGAGACCAGUCAAACUAUUUGGCAGGAAUAAUUUGCCAGGAAUUGAUUAGGUACGUUCAUUUCUUAACAGACAUAAAAAUGGUCUUACAUUUAGGAACUGUCAGAACAUGAGGAGUGAAAAAGCAGGAAUUGCAGCAGAUGUAAUAAAGAACUAUUUCAUUGAUCUGGAACAGUUACUUCAAGACGAAAAUGAAGUUACUGGUGUACCCCUAGCAGUAAUUUUUUAUUUUGAUGAAACUAGCCUAUGUGAUGAUCCAGGUGUGAAGAAGUGCAUUUUCAAGCGAGGGCUGAAAUACACAGAACAGCUGAAGGACAGUAGCAAAACCAGCAUUUCUUUGAUGUUUUGCGGCUCUGCAGCUGGAGAGGUUCUACCUCCAUAUGUAGUUUAUAAGUCGGAACAUUUGUGGCAAACCUGGAUGGAAGCGGGUCUCAACAAAACCAGAUACAAUCGAAGUCAUUCUGGUUGGUUUGAUGCCAAUAUUUUUACUGACUAGUUUACGAAAUUACUUCUUCCAUUUGCCAAAAAGCUUGAGGGCAAAGUUGUCUUUUUAGAGACAAUUUAUCUUCCCACUUCACUCCUGAAGUCAUACAGUCAGCUGUAAGCAAUAACAUUGUCUUUUUGUGCAUCCCAAAACACUCCACACACACAGGUGCCAACCACUGGAUUUGGCAUUUUAUGGCCCCUUAAAAAAAUAUUGAAGACAGAUUUUGGAAAACUGGAAAAUUGGCUCAAGAAAGAGGUCACAUACUUUGUCAAAAGAUAGUUUCCCAGCAAUAUUAUCAACCCUGUAUGAUAAGAUCAAAGGUUCACCUGAAAAUGAAGCUGUAAGUCAGAAUCUUAUUUCAGGAUUCAGAAAAUGUGGUAUCUGGCCUUUUAACCCAGAGCAGAUACUGAGCCAUGUACCUGGUCAGAACAACUCUGACUUGGAUGAAAUUAUGCCUACAGUGUCCAAUGCAUUGAUCAUUCUUUUCAAUUCGAUGAGACAUGGAGAGAAUGCCGAACUUCGCAGACAACGUUCCAAAUUAAAUAUCGUAGCAGGAAAGAGUUUGUGUACGGAAGACCUUGUAGAUGACCCAGAUUCCUCUUCCAGUGAGGACAAUGAUCCAGAUAUUCAUUUAUUAAAUACAGCUGAAUAUAAUGUAGACAGAAUGGCUGGAGACACUGCUGAAGGUCUGGGGAAUUCAAGGAUGACUCAACAAAGUGUAAAAACUAAUGACUUUGUGAUUGUUCGGUGCUGACAACACAAAUACUUUGUGAGUGAAAUCAAAGAGACAAAUGGCUCAGAACUUCUUGUUAGGUUUCUAGGGAAACAGAACAAUAAGAUUGUGUGGCCAGAAGUGUUGGACGAAAGGUUAAUAUCACUUGAGCAAAUAGCUUUUGUGCUCAGUAAACCAGAUAUUUUGAGGCAUGGUGUUCGUUUCUCAGAAAAAGAACUUGAAGGCUUUUCUAUAAAUUGAGUGGUUUAAGGGGGUUACUGCUUCCUCAUAUUGCACUGAAUUCAAAUGUAGUUCAAUAAACUUGUAUAAUAUUUUUAGCUUAAAUGAUGUACGACUGAUGAUAAAUGUACUGCAGCUUCAUUACGGCCACUUAAAAUAUUUUUUGAAAUAUAGAUAUACAUUUACAUAUCA
Messenger RNA from Schistocerca gregaria, 2062 nucleotides. RefSeq lists its product as uncharacterized. Bases 1370 to 1672 code for a protein of 100 amino acids. Lineage: Eukaryota; Metazoa; Arthropoda; Insecta; Orthoptera; Acrididae. The transcript has 3 exons. The record is from RefSeq and is a predicted model, not a curated record.